GAACAGGCGCGUGAGCAGCAGCUCUGACCUCUGUAGCCAGGAGCGGAAGAAGCUCAUCUCUGGAAGGUGCAGGAUCCCCGGAUUGGACUCGCAUAGCUGCACGAAGCCCUUCAGUUCCGCCACUUUUCGUGGGUCCAUGGUGGUGUGUCACGUCCAGCACACGAAGCUCUGCAGGCGGGUGGAAAUUAGAGCAAAAAGAGGUGGUCGACAUGUGGUGACUGAUCGUCUUCAGCUGCUCUAACAUGUUGUCCCCGGUCAGCAGCUCGCUGAGGACUGCUGCUGUCCAACUGCUGCCACGGCAGAUCAGAGCUGGAGGUGAGAAGUCUGCUGUCCUACAGCCACACUACAGAUCCACUUGGUGCCCAUGCAGAUGUAUUUCUGUGAAACCAGGAGAUGUGAAGCCAAAGACAGUCCCAUGUCGGUACCUUGGUCAGCCCAGUCCUUUCACUCAUCCUCACCUCAUCAAACAUGGUGAAGUGACCCCAGGUAUAACCCAAACAGAAUAUGAGCUUCGUAGGCACAAGCUGGCCUCACUUAUCGAGGCUCAGUCAGAGAAGAUGGGACCUUCUGCCUCCUCCAUUAACCACGUGGCCAUAGUCUUGUCCCAUCCUACAAGCUACAUGACCAAUGACAUACCUUACCCCUUCCACCAGAACCAGGAUUUCCUGUAUCUUAGUGGCUUCCUAGAACCAGACAGUGCCUUGGUUCUUCACGGGAGGGGACGACCAGACCAGGCCAUCUUAUUCGUUCCUCGCAGAGAUCCAGGGAGGGAACUGUGGGAUGGACCUCGAUCAGGAAGGGACGGGGCUGCAGCGUUGACCGGCAUCGAGAGGGUUCAUAACACAGAGGAGCUGUGUCUGAUACUCAAGAGUCUCAAAGGCACUCAGCUCUGGUACGACACCCCACAACCCGCUCACCCUCGUCUCCAUCAGAAUCACAUGCUGCCCGUGCUGGAAGCAGGGCCAACUCCACACUCACUCAGACCCCUCGUGCAGUCCCUCAGGGCCCUGAAGAGCUCUGCAGAGGUGUCCCUCAUGCAAGAGGCAGGCCGGAUAACAGCACAGGCUUUUAGAAGAACGAUGGCACUGUCUCAGGGAGAUGUAGAUGAAGCUGUGCUGUUUGCCAAGUUUGAUUUUGAGAAUCGAAUUCACGGUGCCAACUUCCUGGCAUAUCCUCCUGUGGUAGCUGGAGGGAAUCGGGCUAACACCCUGCACUAUAUAAAUAACAACCAGAUUAUCAAGGAUGGUGAAAUGGUUCUGCUUGAUGGUGGCUGUGAGUACUUUGGUUACGUCAGUGACAUCACUCGAACUUGGCCAGUAAAUGGACGAUUCAGCCCUGCACAGGCCGAUCUUUACCAGGCUGUCCUGGAGGUUCAGCUGUCCUGUUUGUCGUUGUGCUCCCCGGGCAUCAGUCUCGAUCACAUCUACAGCACCAUGCUGGCUCUGUUGGGUCGGCAGCUGAAGCGGCUCGGCAUCCUCAAAGCUGGUACCAGUGAUGCUGAUGUGCUAAAGGCUGCACGGCGGUACUGCCCGCACCAUGUAGGGCAUUACCUGGGCAUGGAUGUCCACGAUACUCCUGAAUUAUCCCGCUCACAACCUCUCCAGCCAGGAAUGGUAAUCACAAUUGAACCAGGUAUAUACAUUGGUGAAGACAACGACCAGGCUCCAGAGCAGUUCCGUGGCCUUGGCAUCAGGAUUGAGGAUGAUAUUGUAAUCCAAGACACGGGAGGACCUCUGAUUCUGUCCUCUGGUGCACCAAAGACCAUUGCUGAUAUAGAGAAGGCCUGUGCCAUGAGAUAGGACAGAACAAUCUUCAAAGGCUGCUGUACUUUUCACUCAUUUCUAUGGUGACACCAUCAAAAAGAUCAGGGAUAUCAGGAAUGUGGGAAUGUUGAGAAUCUAAUGCUAAAGAUUAUAAAUUUGGUUGGUGCAUGAAGAAAACAAGACCAGUCAAGCACAAGUGUGCCUUCAGCUAUUAUUAAAGAGACUUUAAGCAAAUUCAGCUGAGUGUUUAGGGAUUUUCUCCUCAGAGCUACAAUGAUACAACAUGGAGAACAAUCCUGAUUGUGCUCUGAUUUAAAAAUAAAACUACAUUUCCAGGUAUAACAUGCAUAAAUUACAAGUUGAUUUGACAACUAAUAAUCUCUACUCAUUUUAUCCCACACUUGAUCAAAACAUGUUAAAUUACUUGGCUGUAGUAUACUACAUAUAUACAUCAGACCAUGUCUCUGCAGCAUCACGGAGGAGAGAAACAUGUGACAUGUUUGGGUUUUACAUGUGAAAUGUACACUGUUACUGAGUUUGAGUGUUUUCUGAACCCUUAAAGAAAGCAGUUUAUAUGUAAUAAAAAGAUUUUAAUUUUA
This is a messenger RNA of Nothobranchius furzeri (turquoise killifish), 2362 nucleotides long. It is a transcript of the gene xpnpep3, whose product is annotated as X-prolyl aminopeptidase 3, mitochondrial. Gene Ontology annotation, biological process: proteolysis. Gene Ontology annotation, molecular function: manganese ion binding; metalloaminopeptidase activity. The record is from RefSeq and is a predicted model, not a curated record. Gene Ontology annotation, cellular component: mitochondrion. Lineage: Eukaryota; Metazoa; Chordata; Actinopteri; Cyprinodontiformes; Nothobranchiidae.